CGAUCACCGCCACCCUCAAUCAACUAAAUUCUCAAUUUUAACUUGCUUGUUCUUGUUAAUUUGUCGAAAUGACAUCUUUUUCGGUUAAAUUUUCAGCUACUUCACUUCCAAAUUCUAAUAGAUUUUCCAAGCUUCAUGCUACUCCGCCGCAGACGGUGGCGGUACCGUCAUCUGGGGCGGCGGAGAUAGCUGCUGAGAGACUAGAGCCUAGAGUGGAGCAAAAAGAUGGGUAUUGGGUACUUAAGGAAAAGUUCAGACAAGGCAUAAAUCCAGCUGAAAAGGCGAAGAUUGAAAAGGAACCUAUGAAAUUAUUCACUGAAAAUGGUAUUGAAGAUCUUGCUAAGAUCUCGGUUGAAGAGAUGGAGAAAUCAAAGCUUACUAAGGAAGAUAUUGAUAUUCGCCUCAAGUGGCUUGGACUCUUCCAUCGGAGAAAACACCACUAUGGUCGAUUCAUGAUGCGAUUGAAGCUUCCAAAUGGAGUAACGACGAGUGCUCAAACUCGAUACUUAGCUAGUGUGAUUAGGAAAUAUGGGAAAGAUGGAUGUGGUGAUGUGACUACGAGGCAAAAUUGGCAGAUUCGUGGGGUUGUGUUACCUGAUGUGCCUGAGAUUCUAAAGGGACUUGAUGAAGUUGGCUUGACAAGUCUGCAGAGUGGCAUGGAUAAUGUUCGAAAUCCGGUGGGGAACCCUCUUGCAGGGAUUGAUCCUCAUGAAAUUGUAGACACAAGACCUUACACUAAUUUGUUGUCCCAAUAUGUCACCGCCAAUUUUCGUGGCAAUGUGGACGUGACUAACUUGCCAAGGAAGUGGAAUGUAUGUGUAAUAGGGUCACACGAUCUUUAUGAGCAUCCGCAUAUCAAUGAUCUUGCCUAUAUGCCUGCAACCAAAGAUGGACGAUUUGGAUUCAACCUGCUUGUGGGUGGAUUCUUCAGUCCGAAGCGAUGUGCAGAGGCAAUUCCUCUUGAUGCAUGGGUUCCAGCUGAUGAUGUAGUCCCUGUUUGCAAAGCAAUAUUAGAAGCUUAUAGAGAUCUUGGUACCCGAGGGAACAGACAGAAAACAAGAAUGAUGUGGUUAAUUGACGAACUUGGUGUUGAAGGAUUCAGGGCAGAAGUUGUGAAGAGAAUGCCCCAACAGAAGCUAGAGAGAGAAUCUGCAGAGGAUUUGGUCCAGAAACAAUGGGAAAGGAGAGAGUACCUUGGCGUGCAUCCGCAGAAACAGGAGGGUUACAGCUUUGUUGGUCUUCACAUUCCCGUGGGUCGUGUCCAAGCAGAUGACAUGGACGAGCUAGCUCGUUUGGCAGAUGAAUAUGGUUCAGGAGAGCUCCGUCUGACUGUUGAACAGAACAUCAUUAUCCCCAACAUCGAGAACUCAAAGAUCGAUGCAUUACUCAAUGAGCCUCUCCUAAAGAAGAGAUUUUCUCCCGAUCCACCUAUUCUCAUGAGAAAUUUGGUGGCUUGUACUGGUAACCAAUUCUGUGGGCAAGCAAUAAUCGAGACUAAAGCACGUUCAAUGAAGAUAACUGAGGAGGUUCAACGUCUAGUCUCCGUGACACAGCCAGUGAGGAUGCACUGGACAGGUUGCCCAAAUACUUGUGGACAAGUUCAAGUUGCCGAUAUCGGAUUCAUGGGAUGCCUGACUAGAAAGGAAGGCAAGACUGUUGAAGGUGCUGAUGUUUUCUUGGGUGGCAGAAUAGGGAGCGACUCGCAUUUAGGAGAAGUUUAUAAGAAGUCUGUUCCCUGUGAAGAUUUGGUACCAAUAAUCGUCGACUUACUAGUUAACAACUUUGGUGCUGUUCCAAGAGAAAGAGAAGAAACAGAAGAGUAAUCUCAAAUCUU
Solanum verrucosum is the source of this 1834-nucleotide messenger RNA. RefSeq names its product ferredoxin--nitrite reductase, chloroplastic-like. Gene Ontology annotation, molecular function: oxidoreductase activity; heme binding; iron-sulfur cluster binding. Bases 69 to 1823 code for a protein of 584 amino acids. NCBI's taxonomy places the organism in Eukaryota, Viridiplantae, Streptophyta, Magnoliopsida, Solanales, Solanaceae. The transcript has 4 exons. The record is from RefSeq and is a predicted model, not a curated record.